UAAUAAUAAUAAAAAAAAAAAAAAAACAGAGCCACUACCAUAAGUAAAACAUGAUCAAAAUAUUGCAAAAGUCAAAUUAAAAACAGAUAAACUAUCACUAACACUUAUUAUUUUUUUAUUUUUAUAAUAUAUCCUGUCUUUUUCGAAGAAUCCUAAAAAAGAAAAAGAAAAAACUGAAAAAAAAAGAAAAAGGAAAAAGAAAAAAGAAAAAAAUGAGGUCCUUAAAUUCGAUACAAUAAAAUCAUCAGUUGUCAGUAGCAAAAGAACAGUGAGGACCCAAAUCAAUGCUGAUACACAAAAUGAUAUUCAAUCUUUUCAAUUGAAAUAUCAAAAUCAAAAUCUUUUCUUUCUUUCUUUCAAAAAUCUCUCACAUUUACUCAUUUUAUCUCACUUCCCUCGUUAAAAUCAUCACCCCCAAAACCCAUUUUCACAUUCUUACAAUUGAGAAAGAGGAGAGAGAAAAUGGAGAUUCCGGCGCCGGAAGACGGCGAAAGAUGCCGGAGAACGGGUACCCCUAAUUGGAGGUGCCGUGAAAGAGCUAUUCCUGGAAGAUCUUAUUGUCAGAAGCACUAUAUUCUCAGCGUUUCCCGGCAACUUCGCCGGAAAAGUUUUCCGUUAGAAGGGAGGAAGGGAAUCUCCGGCGAGAAUCACCGCCGGAGAAGUUUUCCGGGAGGAGAGAGAAUGAGUAAUGGAGAUUCUGUGUCCGCUUCUUUAUCUGCUGUUGAGCCGUAUCGACCGGUUAUUGAUUUUGAUUUUCAGGGGGAUUCGAGUCGGAGUGAACCGGGUUUUGGUAGAAAUGACGGUAUUGCCCUUGGUGAAGUGUGUGUAGGAAGUUACUUAAACACCCUUGGAAGAGGUGGUGGUGAGGGUAGUUUUGGGUCUCAAUUUAUGCCGGGUUGGACCGGUGGUGAAGCGAGUUUACCGAGGAUCGAUAUGAAAGACGGAAAUGACAAUGUUAUCCUUAGUGAAUUGGGUGGGAUGGGUUAUAAGGAAAGGGGGUUUGAACCGGUGUUUAAUGGUGGCUCAACUGGAAAUGACAAUAUUACCCUCUGUGAACCGAGGAUCGGUUCAGAGGUUAGAAUUGUAUUUGGGGCCGGAAAUGACGAUAUUAUCCUUAGUAAAUUGGGUGAGAUGGAUAUUAAGGAAGUGGGAGGGAGGGAGGCUGAACCGGUAUUUAAUGGCGGCGCUGUUGGAAAUGACUAUUUUGCCCUUGGUGAACCGAGGGUUGAUUCGAAUGAGGGAGAUGUAGUCGGAAGCCGAAAAGACAAUAUUGUCCUUGGUGACUUAAGUACGGGGUUUAAGGAAACGGUUGAGAGGGUAGCUGAACCGGCAUUGAAUGGUGGUUUUGAGGGAAAUUACUAUAUUACCCUUGAUGAAUCGGGUGGCGGAAUUCGUGGAUUGGGGGUUCAAAAUGACUUUAUAGCUUCUGUUUGUAGUGAUGAGAAGAGUAAUAAACAGGAAAUUCUGUUUAGUGAAGUGUUCGAAGAGAGAAAGAUUGAAAAAAUUGCAGGAAAAAAAAAUGGCAGAGAAUUUUCAUGGAAUUGAUGAAAUUGGAGGCAAAGAAAUGGUGGGUCAGGGGCAAAAAAGGAAAAGGGGUCGACCCAAAGGGUCUAAGAACAAGAACAAGAAAAUGGUGGUUGAAAACCAAGAACAAUUAAGGGAUGAUCAAAUUGUUGAUCAAAAUGAUGGUAAGAAAUUUGAUGAAAUGGGUGUGAAUUUUGGUGGAAAUGAUGAUAUUGGGAAGAGGGUUAGGCAAUUGUUUGAGUCUGAUAGUGAAGAAGAUGAUCAGAACAGAAUUCAGGGUUUUGAAGAAGGAACUGAUGAGGGUUUGGGUGAUGAAGAAGUGCCUAGUGUUAGAGAGGAGGUGAUCAUGCCUAAGAGGAAGCGAGGGCGGCCAAAGGGUGUGAAGAAUAAGCCGAAAAUGGGGAAGAAUGGUGGAGUGGUGGUUAGUGGGGAAGGAAUUGAUGAUGGGGGUUGUGCAUUGGUGAGUUUGAAAGGUUCGAAAAGGCGGAAAAAGAAUGUGAUUCAGGAUUUUCCGGGGGAGGAGGUUGGAGGGAAAGUGGAAGAGACGGUGGUGAAGCGAGGCCGGGUUAAGGGGUUGAAGUUGAGAAGGAAGAAGGUGAUUGUGGUUGCUAAGGUGGAGGAAGAGGGAUUGGAGAAGAAGGUUGAGAGGCGUGAGCGUUCUAGAGGGUCGAAAAAUGAGGAAGAGGAGGUGGUUAUGGUUGCUGAGGUGGUGGAAGAGGAAGGGGAGAAGGUAGUGAAGCGUGGGCGGGGGCGGCCUAAGGGUUCCACAAAGAAGAAGAGGAAGAUUGGUAGGAGGGGAAGGGUUUGUGGAGAAGGAGGUGCAGAACAGGUGAGUGAGGCAGGUGGUGAAGUAUUGCAGGUUGUGAGAAAUGAGCCUGCUGGUUGUGAAGAAAGUGCAGAACAAGUGGGUGAGGCAGGUGGUGAAGCUGUGCAGGUUGUGAGGAAUGAGCCUGCUGAUCAUGUUGGUUCAAGAGUACGCCGGAGAAAGAAGAAGCGUGGACGGCCUAGAGGUUUGAAAAACAAAAGGGUAAUUCUUGUUGAUGGAGUGCUUCCCAAAGUUAUUAGCUCACUACCUGGAGGAAGAGGCUUGGUUGUGCAAAAGGACAUGGGACUUGUGGACUUACCGCGACAUUGUGGAAUUGAAAAGGUGGAUGGUGCUGAAAUGCUACUUGAAUCAGCAAUUGGAGAGCAGAAACCUCAGAUAAAGGCCUCUAACUACCAGUUGAGAGCGAGAAAUAUGCCUGAGGUUGUCGCUGGUUCUAGAAGAAGAGAGCCCAGUUCAAGGUGUCACCAGUGCAGAUGCGAAAAGAAUGAUAUCAUUGCUUGCUCAUUCUGCAAAAAGAGACGUUAUUGUUUCCCAUGCCUUAAAAAGUGGUAUCCUGAAAGAACAAAGGAGGAAGUACGGGAGGCGUGCCCUUUUUGUCGCGGGAAUUGCAAUUGCAAAAUAUGCCUCCAGGAGAAGCUAGUUAUGAAGGACAGACAGAAAGACAUUGAUAGAAAGGUCAAGUUAGAUAGGCUUUUGUACUUGAUGUGCAAAAUCAACCCCAUUCUAAAAAGCAUACAAGAGGAGCAGAGAGCUGAGCUGGAAGUGGAAGCUAGAAUACUUGGCAAACCAAUUAAAGAAGAGGAUAUAAUGAAGACUAGAUUUGAUCAAGAUGAUCGGAUAUACUGUGAUAAUUGCAACACAUCCAUUGUAAAUUUCCACAGAAGCUGCCCCAAUUCUGUUUGCUCUUAUGAUCUCUGUAUAUCCUGUUGUCAAGAAUUGAGAUCAGGUUUAAGGGCUGAUGACCUUGAAGCUGGAUCUUCAUGUCAAUCUACAGGAGGUUCCUUGAAUCAUGAUAUAACGGGAAACAGCCAGAAACAUGAUGCUGAUAAGAUGGGGGACAGUGAAGUGUUUGCUGUUGGCAAUUAUUUACCCCCUACAGGUUGUGGGAGCAUGAACAUAAAUGAUAGUAUUCUUUGUCCUCAGAAAGGACAUGGUGGUUGUGGACUUCACGUACUUGAACUGAGACGUGUCCUUGAACUUAAUUGGGUGGACACAGUGAUUGAAAGCAUUGAUAAGGUCACUAUUGAUUAUUAUGUGCCAGAGACAGAUUCUAGUCAGGAAUGUCUCAUCUGCCUCCCCACUGCUUCAGAUGCUCAAAGUACUACCUCUGAAAGAAGAAAGGCAGCUUCAAGGCUGAAUAUCCGUGAUAACUUUCUAUACUGUCCGAGUGUUUCAAGUAUGAAUGAACUUAAUAUUGAUCAUUUUCAAAGGCAUUGGACACGAGGUGAACCUGUGAUUGUUAGAGAUGUAUUGAAAGAAGGAUCUGGUCUGAGUUGGGAGCCAAUGGUGAUGUGGAGGGCUUUCAGAGGAGCCAAAAAGAUAAUGAAGGAGGAUACACUUAAUGUUAAGGCCAUUGAUUGUUUGGACUGGUGUGAGGUAGAGAUUGAUAUCUAUCACUUUUUCAAGGGCUAUUUGCAUGGUCGGAAUCAUAGUAAUGGUUGGCCAGAAAUUUUAAAACUGAAGGAUUGGCCUGCUUCAAAUUCAUUUGAAGAAUGCUUGCCAAGGCACUUUGCUGAAUAUAUCAUGAUGCUUCCAUAUAGCGACUACACUCAUCCUGAAUGUGGUAUCCUCAAUCUUGUUACCAAACUUCCAGAUGGCGUGCCAAAGCCAGAUUUGGGACCAAAAACAUACAUUGCAUAUGGUUAUGAAGAAGAGCUUGGUAGAGGUGAUUCUAUGACAAAACUGCACUGUGAUAUAUCUGAUGCGGUUAAUGUGUUGAUGCACACAACAAAGGUUGAUGUUAGCUCAUUUCAGCAGCAGGUCAUACACAAGUUGCAAAAGACUUAUGAAACUGAAGGUUCCGUAACUGUAGAUAAAAGUGACACUGAAACUAAAGAAAAUUUAGAUGUUGCCGUCAACUUUUCUGAUGCCAAACCUUGUACUGAUGGAGCUGGUGCUGAAAGCACACUCAGCCAUUUUUCAGAGACAUCAGUGUCUUCAGAUAAAUGUGACAAUGAAACGAAAGAAAACUCUGGUGCUGGCCUGAACUGCUCUGCUGCCAAUGAGUUUCCCUCUGUUGAUGGAGAUGGCUCUGUAAGCACCAUCUGCCAUUUUCCAGAAACAUCAGUAUCUGCGGAUAAACAUGACAGUGAAACUAAUGAAAACUCUGAUGCUAUCCUGAACCAUUCUGCUGCUAAAGAGUUUCCCUCUGUUGAUGGACCUGGUGCUGUAAGAAGUGCUAAUAAUUCUUUGGAGGCUUCAUGCUCUGGUGGAGAGCAUGAUUUAUUGUCUAAAAACCCUGAUUUUGAUGAAAAUAAAGUCAGUGAAGGUGCUAUCUGGGAUAUUUUUAGAAGAGAAGAUGUCCCAAAACUUCUUGAUUAUCUAAAAAGGCAUCAGCGAGAAUUUAACCACAUUAACAAUCUUCCUGUGAAAUCAGCUGUCCAUCCUAUUCAUGACCAGACUUUCUAUAUGACUGAAAUCCAUAAGAAACAGCUGAAAGACGAGUUUGGUGUGGAACCUUGGACAUUUGAACAACACUUGGGUGAGGCUGUUUUUAUACCUGCUGGAUGUCCCCAUCAAGUGAGAAAUAGAUUAUCUUGCAUUAAAGUGGCCCUUGACUUUGUAUCCCCGGAGAAUGUUCAAGAAUGCAUUCGAUUGACAGAUGAGUUUCGCUUGCUCCCCAAAAACCACAGAUCUAAAGAGGACAAAUUGGAGGUGAAAAAGAUGGCGCUGUACGCAGCAAGUUCUGCUCUGAGCGAUUUCAGAAAACUGACUACAGAUUUUGAAUGAUCAUGGGGAGUAAAUUGAAUAAACUGAGCCACUGCUUGCUCUAACCAAUAAUAUCAUUUCAUUCUUGUAUAAUUUGUUCUUGUAUUGAUUUGGAAAUUAGCAUAUGUUUUUGUUACAGCUGAAUGAGGAAUAAUGUCUCAACUAAGAUGCAAUUGUUUGUGCAAUUUGCUUUUAUUGAGUCAUUGCUGAUUAAAACCUUGGGAACCAGAAUUUCGUGAGAAUUGCAUUACUGGAAUACGCAGUUCGUGAUUAUGUUGUAUACUUGUAUGUACUUUGGUUUUUAACUUUAAUACGAGCAAUAUAACUAUGCC
Messenger RNA from Chenopodium quinoa (quinoa), 5610 nucleotides. RefSeq lists its product as uncharacterized. The transcript has 12 exons. Gene Ontology annotation, molecular function: chromatin DNA binding; transcription coregulator activity; histone H3K9 demethylase activity. NCBI's taxonomy places the organism in Eukaryota, Viridiplantae, Streptophyta, Magnoliopsida, Caryophyllales, Amaranthaceae. Gene Ontology annotation, biological process: regulation of transcription by RNA polymerase II. The record is from RefSeq and is a predicted model, not a curated record. Gene Ontology annotation, cellular component: chromatin; histone deacetylase complex. Bases 1439 to 5299 code for a protein of 1286 amino acids.